CUUCGCGGGGCGCGAGCCAAAGGCCCCUGACAUGUGCCUUCCUCGAUACACCUAUAUAACUACCUAGUAGAGCUCCCAAGUAUAAAAAUCCUGGCGAAAGGCGAGGAUAAUACGUCAAAGACCAGAGACUUUUGCUCAUUAGCAGACUCAGGGGCUGGCAAAACAAAGUCUCGUGGUCUUCCUCUCCAGCUUCGACAUAUCCUCUUCUUCUAUCUUUCCUUUUCACUUCAACAGAGACCAGAGUUAAGUCGGCUUAUGCCAGUUCGUUACAUAUAUCUCCGAUCAAUAUCUAUCCACUGCCACGAUUUUGAACUACACACCUACUCCAUACUCCUCCGCAUCUUGUGCAAUUUGAAAUAGAUUAACAGGUGGUUGAAGCAGGUACGACAACCUAGCCAUAUCGCACGUCAAAACACGUCCGUCCAGCGCCUCGCAGUGCUGACACAAGCUACCCACUUAGAGCGACACUCUUGACGAUGGGAAGCUGUCUAUCGAUCGUGGAUGACAUGCAGGCUGAAUCAAGUCAUGCUCAUAUAUCCCGGGACAUGCAGAAAUUCAACAGGUUUAUCGAGUUUGCCGCUCCUGCUGGAAAAUUGGUCCAUGUCACCGCCCUCCUGGAUACGCAAUGCCACAGAGGCAACUGGAUCUCCAAGCGUUUGGUCCAGCGACUCGGAAUGGCAUCCUUGAUCUGCCCUAGCUUUGAGUCACUCAACAUGGUUGACGCAAACGGACGGCCUGUCAGCGCCGGUGGGGUAAUCACCCUCACCUGGAGGUGGUUUCCCAAAGGAACUCGAAGCUACGAAUCCCAGUUCUACGUCUUGCCAAACUCGGAUCAUCUGGACGUCAUUUUCGGGGUAGAAUAUAUCGAGGCCGAGAAUCUACUUCACGUGAACGAGUCGGCUAUGCUCCCACUCGUGGAGGACAAUAGGUUGGACAGAGGCGAUAUGGCUGCUAUUGCUGCCGCUGAGGCGAGGCAAAGACAAGAGAAGGCGACGCUGGAGGAACGCAAGAAACAACAAGCCAAGGAAAAAGGAUUGGCAUCAGGGAAACCACGCUCAGGGGGAGCAGCAUCAGGAUGUUUGAGAUAGAGACACAGAGUAGGGCUUUCUCCAGAGCUAUCCACCGAAACUAGGACGACGGCACCGAGCCUGUACUGCCAACGAAGACGACUUGUACGGCAGCGAAUCUAAUACCGUUAAUUAGUUGACACUAGCUGAGUAUAAAUGAGAAAUGUGGGAGACCUACGCAGCAGCGGCGGAAAAGACCUCGACCAUUCUUCC
Phialemonium atrogriseum is the source of this 1280-nucleotide messenger RNA. RefSeq lists its product as uncharacterized. Lineage: Eukaryota; Fungi; Ascomycota; Sordariomycetes; Cephalothecales; Cephalothecaceae. The record is from RefSeq and is a predicted model, not a curated record. The transcript is spliced from 2 exons. The coding region runs from base 477 to 1088 and encodes 203 amino acids.